AUGAAUAGAGAAUCAAUUGCUGCAGAAUUACAAAAUAAAGUUGAUGAAUGUCUUUAAGGGUUUUAAGAAUAUUUAGAUGUAAAUUAUUGAAAUAUAAGUUAUCAUAAGUCUUCUUUCUAUAGAAUUGAUGCUUUUCUUGAUUAACUUCCUCUAGCUCCUUAACCACCUAUUCCUUAAAAUACUCUUUAGAUUAUUCCACCAUUACCUUAAUUAUCUUUACCAUCCAUACAUAUAAUAGCAAAUUAAGUAAUUCAAGAAGUUAAACCUAUAAUCAAUUUAAAUAUUCAAAAAUAAAUUAAAUAUAACUAAUAAGUUACUCUAUAAUAAAUAUAAGAAUAGUAAAAAUAACAAAACACUAUCAUAAAUAAUGAUUAUUAAUUAAAUAACAAGUCAUUCAGUUAUAAUUUAUUAUAGGAUAAUUCAAUUAAAUAGGGUGAAUUGUGUUUGGCAAUAGCCAUUAAUAAAGAUAAUUCAAUGGUAUUAGCUGGAUGUAAUAAGUAAAUCAAAGUAUUUGAGUUCAAAUAAGAAUAGUUAAAACAAACUCAACUUCUAAGUGAACAUUCAAGUAAUGUUAGAAAUUUAAAUUUCAUGAAGAAAUAGAGUCAAUUUAUAUCUAGUGGUGGUGGAUAGAUUAUAAUAUGGUCUAUGAAUUCAAAUAGUUAAUGGAUAUGCUCAUAGAAAUUAAAUGAACAUACUACAUAUAUUAAUAGCUUGGUAAUGGACAAUAAUGGAGAUGUUAUCAUAUCUGGAAGUGAUGAUAAGACUAUUAAAUUUUGGUAAAAGUAGUAGCAAUGGGUAUGUUCAUAAACUAUUACAGAUCAUAUAAAUGAUGUAUGUGGAUUAAGUUUGAAUGAUUAAUAGAAUAGAGUGAUAUCUUGUGGAAAGGAUAAAUUAAUAUUAAUAAUAGAACAGUCGGAAUUAGAUUAAAAAUGGAAUGUAAUAUAAAAGAUAUCAGUUGAAGUUUAUGGUUAUCGAUUAUAUUUUAUCAAUGAUAAUGAAUUCACAUUUUAACCUGAGGGUAAAGAGUAGAUGUAUGUUUAUGAGAUGAGUGGUACUAAUACAUAAUACUCAAAGAAAAAAGAAAUUGCUGUUUAAAGUGGUUAUAAUGGUUGUGAUUAUCACUUUCCUUAA
This is a messenger RNA of Paramecium primaurelia, 1131 nucleotides long. Lineage: Eukaryota; Ciliophora; Oligohymenophorea; Peniculida; Parameciidae. The record is from the annotation of a GenBank genome assembly.